Molecule: messenger RNA, 1014 nt
Organism: [Candida] anglica
Lineage: Eukaryota; Fungi; Ascomycota; Pichiomycetes; Serinales; Debaryomycetaceae
Source: the annotation of a GenBank genome assembly
AUGCAAUUGAACAAAUUUAUCGGGAUUACCGACCUACAAGAUAUAGACUUCUCAUUCUGCAAUUACGCAAUGAGUAAGGCAUUGACGGAGUUCCAGGAACAUUUAAAACAAUCUCGAAGGAUUGUAGCCUUGGUGGGAGCAGGUCUCUCCGUGUCUUCGGGACUCCCCACGUUCCGAGGUGCCGAGGGACUCUGGAAGAACUUUAACAUGAUAGACCUUGCCACACCAGACGCCUUCUACAUUGACCCUGGCUUAGUUUGGCAGUUUUAUUCAUGGAGAAGACAUAACGCACUUAAGGCAAAGCCCAAUGCGGGUCACCAUGCUCUUGCACAAUUAUCCAAAGUUCCUGAUUUGGAAUUUUUAACCAUCACUCAGAAUGUAGACGGACUCCUGGCGAGAUCGGGCCACAAUAAGAACAAUCUUUAUGAGAUCCAUGGGUCAUUGUUUACUCUUAAAUGUACAAGUUUCAUGUGUAACUACAUCGAGAAGGAUAAUAUGAAGGUGCCCUUGACGCCUGCGCUCCGUGACACUGAAUUUGAAUAUCAACCGGUACGGCGGAAAAGGAGAAUGAUUGACUAUGACUCAAUAACAAUGGAACAAACAGAAGAAUUGACAGAUGAAGUGGCGAUAUCUCCACAAUUUGUCCCCGUAAAGGAGUUGAACGAAAAGGAUCUCCCACAAUGUCCAGUUUGCCAGGAUGGUUCACUUCUUCGACCUGGCGUCGUUUGGUUUGGAGAACUGCUUCCAUUACAAGAAUUGAAUGAAAUUGAUGACUUUAUGGAAGGAGGACCGGUUGAUUUGAUAUUGGUAAUAGGUACUAGCGGCACUGUAUAUCCAGCCAACAGUUAUGUGGAUCGGGUGAUGUUACAAGGAGGUAAGGCUGCAAUUUUCAACACAGACAUAGAUGACAAAAUUCUACGUGGAGAAGUAGCCAAUACAUGGGGGUUUAAAGGAGAUGGAGCAGAAUUACUCCCGUUGGCAUUAAGACCAUUAAUAGAGAAAGAUGAACAAUAG